Messenger RNA from Trichoderma gamsii, 1734 nucleotides. RefSeq lists its product as hypothetical. Bases 1 to 1734 code for a protein of 577 amino acids. Lineage: Eukaryota; Fungi; Ascomycota; Sordariomycetes; Hypocreales; Hypocreaceae. The record is from RefSeq and is a predicted model, not a curated record. The transcript is spliced from 3 exons.
AUGCGCUCCCAAUUCGCCUGGUCGGCCGCCUUCGUGGCUGGCGUCGCGGCCCUCGACGUCUCGCAGGUGUUCCCCAUGACGCCCAACCUGAUUCCGCUGGAGAAGAACGCCGGCUCGGACAAUCUGUUCCCCAUGGCCGACUGCUUCGGCUUCAAGCUGCACGAGGCCACCAUCGACCAGAUGCAGGCGGCCAUGGCCAACGGCACGCUGUCGUCGGUGCAGCUGGUGAGCUGCUACAUGACGCGCCAGUUCCAGACGCAGCAGUACCUCAACGCCAUCAUCCAGAUCAACCCCGACGCCUUCGCCAUUGCCUCCCAGCGAGAUGCUGAGCGCAAGAGCGGCAAGGUCCGAGGCCCGCUGCACGGCAUCCCCUUUAUUGUCAAGGACAACAUCGCCUCCAAGGACAACCUGGAGACAUGCUCCGGCAGCUGGGCCCUUCUGGGCAACAUCGUGCCGCGAGACUCCCACGUUGUCAGCCAGCUGCGCAACGCCGGCGCCGUGCUCUUCGGCAAGGCUGGUCUCAGCGAGUGGGCUGAUAUGCGCAGCAACAACUACUCUGAGGGCUACUCCGGCCGUGGUGGCCAGGUCCGCAGCGCCUACAACCUGACUGUCAACCCCGGCGGCAGCAGCUCUGGCAGCGGUGUCGGUGUUGGAGCCAACGUUAUUGCCUUUGCUCUGGGUACCGAGACUGACGGAAGUGUCAUCAACCCGGCCCAGCGCAAUGCUAUUGUUGGCAUCAAGCCCACUGUUGGUCUGACUUCCCGUGCUGGUGUCAUUCCCGAGUCUGAGCACCAGGAUUCCGUCGGCACCUUUGGCCGCACUGUCCGCGAUGCCACCUACGCGCUGGAUGCCAUCUACGGCGUCGACCCCAGAGACAACUACACUCUGGCCCAGCAGGGUCUGACCCCCAAGGGCGGAUAUACCCAGUUCCUGUCUAACCGCACUGCCCUCAAGGGCGCCACUUUCGGUCUCCCCUGGAAGAGCUUCUGGGUCUACGCCGAUCCCGAGCAGCAGAAGAUCCUUACCAGCAUCGUCAAGCUCAUUGAGUCUGCCGGCGCCACCGUCAUCAACAACACCGAGAUUACCAACUACCAGACCCUCGUCAGCCCCGACGGCUGGAACUGGGACUACGGUACCACCCGUGGCUUCCCCAACGAGUCCGAAUACACCUAUAUCAAGGUUGACUUCUACAACAACAUCAAGACCUACCUAGCCGAGCUCAACAACACCAACAUGCGCUCUCUGGAGGAUCUUGUCGACUACAACAACCAGUUCACCGGCUCCGAGGGCGGCUACCCCAUGCCCAACGGCAACCCUGCUUUCUGGUCUGGCCAGGAUGGUUUCCUUGCUUCUCUUGAGACAAAGGGUGUCAAGAAUGAGACUUACUGGCAGGCCUUGAACUUUUGCCAGUCCUCCACCCGCAAGGGCAUCAACGAUGCUCUCACCUACAACGGCAAGAAGCUGGAUGGCCUUCUCGUCCCUCCUGAUGUUGCUCAGAGCAUCCAGAUCCCUGCCCAGGCCGGCUACCCUGCCAUCACCAUUCCUGCCGGCAUCCACUCCGACUCUGGCAUGCCCUUUGGCCUGGCUAUCCUGCAGACUGCCUUCGGUGAGGCUCAGCUGAUCAAGUAUGCCAGCGCCAUUGAGGAUUUGCAGAAGAGCAGCAAGCAACCUUAUAAGCGAACCCUGCCCACCUGGCGCGGCUACCUUCAGAGGAAUGUCCCUGUCCCUCUGUAA